GGCGGAGGAGGUGACGGGAGGGGAAGGUGGGGAGAUCCGGCGGCGGGAGGGGAAGCUCCAACGUCGCCUUCCUUCCUGGUUCCUGCAGCCGCGGCAGCUGCUGCCACUACUCGGCUCCGCGUGGACAGAGUCGGCGACUCGCUGAGGGUGACUCAGAGGGCGCCCAGCCCGGAGCACCAGUGUGCAUGGACCCUGGGGACCCCAUCAGGACCAGGUGACAUCUGACCCAUCCGCCACGCCCCACAUCCUCUGCAGGGAGUGGCCUCUCCCUCUUCCAUGGACAUCCCAUCCCUGGCUGAGAGCACUCAGUCCUCGAAGCCCAGCAAUGGCCAGCAGGGCUCUGAGCUGUGGGAGGUGGUAGAGGAGCCCCCAGGCAGGCUGGCAGCGGAGGGUGUCAAGGCCCAGCGGCAGGAGGGUCACCUGCUCAAGAAGAGGAAGUGGCCCCUGAAGGGCUGGCACAAGAGGUACUUCGUGCUCGAGGAUGGGAUCCUGCACUAUGCAACGACCCGGCAAGAUAUCACCAAGGGGAAGCCCCAUGGCUCCAUCAACGUCCGGCUGUCAGUCAUGUCCGUCAACAGGAAGGCCCAGCGCAUCGACCUCGACACCGAAGACAACAUCUAUCACCUCAAGAUCAAAUCCCAGGACCUCUUCCAAAGCUGGCUGGCCCAGCUCCGUGCUCACCGCCUAGCCCAGCAGCUGGAUGUGCCUGGACCCACAAAUCGCAAGGUUCCUGGCACCCAACUCCUAACAGUGGGCAGCACCUCGGCUCUGCCUGGAGUUGGAGCUCAGGAGAAGGUGUCAUCCUGGCUGAGGGACAGCGACGGGCUGGACCGCUGCUCCCACAUGCUCUCUGAAUGCCAGGGGAAACUCCAGGAGCUACACAGGCUCCUGCAGAGCCUGGAGUCCCUGCACCGCAUCCCCUCGGCCCCUGUGAUCCCCACGCACCAGGCCUCGGGGACCACCGAGAGACCCAAGAAGGGCAAGCGGACCACUCGCAUAUGGUGCACGCAGAGCUUUGCCAAGGAUGACACCAUGGGGCGGGUUGGUCGUCUCCACGGCUCUGUCCCCAACCUAUCUCGCUACCUGGAUUCCCGGGACCCUUCGGGCUCCCGGGGGCUGCCACCCCCAGAUUACGCCCACGUGCAGCGCAGUUUCUGGGCCCUGGCACAGAAGGUGCACAGCUCACUCAGCAGUGUCCUGGCCGCCCUCACCGUGGAGAGGGACCGACUGUGGGAUCUGCACCGGGGCUCCCAACCAGCCAGAUUCGGGGUUGCAGCGACCCCCGCCGGGCAGCCACGUCUCCACUCGCUGUCCAUGUCCUCCGACACCACGGCGGACUCCUUCAGCUCCCUCAACCCCGAGGAGCAGGAAGCUCUGUACAUGAAGGGGCAGGAGCUGACCCCACAGCUGUCGCAGAGCAGUGUCCUGUCCCUGGCUGAUUCCCACACGGAGUUCUUUGAUGCCUGCGAGGUCCUCCUCUCCGCCAGCUCUUCUGAGAAUGAGGGCUCAGAGGAGGAGGAAGAGGAGGAGGAGGAGGAGUCCUGCCCCAGUGAAGUCACCGCCAGCCUUUCGGAGGAGAGGCUACAGCUCAGGGCAGCUGAUCGCUGUCAGGAAGGGCGAGCCCCGGGCCCCCCGCGCCGCCGCUGCCUACCCGCCGCCAGCGGCCCCGGGGCCGACGUGAGCCUGUGGAACAUCCUGCGCAACAACAUCGGCAAGGACCUGUCCAAGGUGUCCAUGCCAGUGCAGCUCAACGAGCCGCUCAACACGCUGCAGCGGCUGUGCGAGGAGCUGGAGUACAGCAGCCUGCUGGACCAGGCCAGCCGCCUGGCCGACCCCUGCGAGCGCAUGGUGUACAUCGCGGCCUUCGCGGUAUCGGCCUACUGCUCCACCUACCAUCGCGCCGGUUGCAAGCCCUUCAAUCCGGUCCUCGGGGAGACCUACGAGUGCGAGCGGCCCGACCGUGGCUUCCGUUUCAUCAGCGAGCAGGUCUCCCAUCACCCCCCCAUCUCGGCGUGCCAUGCGGAGUCUGAGAAUUUUGUCUUCUGGCAAGACAUGAAGUGGAAGAACAAGUUCUGGGGCAAAUCUCUGGAGAUCGUGCCAGUGGGCACCGUCAAUGUCAGCCUGCCCAGGUUUGGGGACCACUUCGAGUGGAACAAGGUGACAUCCUGCAUUCACAACAUCCUGAGUGGCCAGCGCUGGAUCGAGCACUACGGGGAGGUGCUGAUCCGAAACACGCGGGACAGCUCCUGCCACUGCAAGAUUACCUUCUGCAAGGCCAAGUACUGGAGCUCCAAUGUGCACGAGGUGCAGGGCGCCGUGCUGAGCCGCAGUGGCCGCGUGCUCCACCGCCUGUUCGGGAAGUGGCACCAAGGCCUGUACCGGGGCCUCCCGCCAAGUGGCCAGUGCAUCUGGAAACCCAACUCAAUGCCCCCAGACCAUGAGCGCAACUUCGGCUUCACCCAGUUCGCCUUGGAGCUGAACGAGCUGACUGCCGAGCUGAAGCGGACGCUGCCGUCUACUGAUACGCGGCUGCGGCCAGACCAGAGGUACCUGGAGGAGGGUAACAUCCAGGCAGCGGAGGCGCAGAAGCGGAGGAUCGAGCAGCUGCAGCGGGACAGGCGGCGGGUGAUGGAGGAGAACAACAUCGUGCACCAGGCUCGCUUCUUCAGGUGCCUGCCCCAUCCCUGCCGUCCUGGGGGUAGGGGUGGCAGUCAGACCAGGCCAGGCCCCUCUGCCCAUCGCCCCCUUCCCGCAGGCGGCAGACGGACAGCAGCGGCAAGGAGUGGUGGGUGACCAACAACACGUACUGGCGGCUGCGGGCAGAGCCGGGCUACGGGAACCUGGACGGGGCUGUGCUCUGGUAGCCCCGGCCCGGGCCUCACCCUGCUGCCCUCGGCCUGGGCCCGGACACUGGGGUGAGGCCAGGCUCCCCUCGCUGCCCUGGGGCAGCCUGUCCCCUCUGCCGGUCAGAGGGCUCAGCAAGGCCGUGACCAUGAUGGGGGUGACAAGCGGAACCGCACUUCCCAGUCUUGUCACCCCGACAGCCUACAGUCGGCAUGUAAGCCUCUUCCUGUUGUCUCCCCCUUCCUGGCCUCCCGGGUGCUGGGGGACUCCAGGCUCCCAGGAUCUGCUCCCCAUUCAGUGCCUUCCUAGGACACAGGGGACCCCCUGAUGCUCCCCGGCCUCUGUGCCCAGAGCGGUAGCCAAGCUGCAGGCAGGGAAAGGAAGCAACUUUUCUUCUGCAGCCCGCCCAGCCUCUCCUCCCGGGCCCUGGCCAGCAGGCCUUUCUCCAGCUUCCUGGUCCUAGGCCACCCAUGUCCUCCUCCUGCAGCUUCCAGCUCUUUCCUCCCCAGUACACGAGGGGCUCCCUUCUGGAGGCGCCCUCUUCCAAGAGGGUACAGCCGAGGGCCAGGCACAGACCCAUGGCAAGGGAGCCAGUGCGCAUGCGUGCCUAGGUGCGUGCGUGUGUACACGCGUACGUACGUAGGUGCGUGUGUGCUGCGUCCUGCUUGCUCGCAGGGGAGUCAGCUACACCCCGGAUGCCACGGCUCCAGGCUGUCCGCUAUGUUUGCUCAUUUUCUCAGUUUGCCUCUCUAAGGUGAAUUGCUGUGACAUUCUAAGCUCCAAUAAAAAGUUUGACCUGUGA
Messenger RNA from Cavia porcellus (domestic guinea pig), 3646 nucleotides. It is a transcript of the gene Osbpl7, whose product is annotated as oxysterol binding protein like 7. Bases 277 to 2793 code for a protein of 838 amino acids. The record is from RefSeq and is a predicted model, not a curated record. Gene Ontology annotation, molecular function: cholesterol binding. Gene Ontology annotation, cellular component: cytosol; membrane; intracellular membrane-bounded organelle. NCBI's taxonomy places the organism in Eukaryota, Metazoa, Chordata, Mammalia, Rodentia, Caviidae. The transcript is spliced from 22 exons.